This is a messenger RNA of Beta vulgaris subsp. vulgaris (sugar beet), 1107 nucleotides long. RefSeq lists its product as hypothetical. Lineage: Eukaryota; Viridiplantae; Streptophyta; Magnoliopsida; Caryophyllales; Amaranthaceae. The transcript has 5 exons. The coding region runs from base 354 to 617 and encodes 87 amino acids. The record is from RefSeq and is a predicted model, not a curated record.
GGAAAAGAAAAUAAGACCAACCCCCAAUCUGACCUCCUCUCUCCCGUGAUUUUCAUUUCCCCAAAACCCUCAAUUUUCCCUAUCUCUCUCUCCAUCACCGUGAAAUCCUCUCUGUGGGCUGCUCUGGGUAGGGGUGUUGUUGUUGUUGUUGUUGUUGUUGUCAGUCUUCUUCUGCUGCACCGUUGUCGUUGUGAGCUACAUUAACAGGGGCGGAUUUUGCGCAUGCACUUUUCACGCCGGCUGCGCAUACUCGCACGGACUGUCGGAGCCAGAGCCACCGGCCGCGGAGCCAGAGUCUCCUCUUCUGUCUUUGAUUCUUCUCUACUUUCGAAUUUAGGAUCUUCUUUCACAAGAUGAAGCCGAACACAGAAGCAAAGUUACACGAUGAGACCAUGACAUCUCAUCAAUCAUCAUUCUUAUCAUCUCAGCAGCCACCACAACCAGUUCAUCAGGAUGAUGCUGAUGAGGAGGACGAGAAUGUGAAGCAACUCGGAGAUUGCUCUUCCCUUUACUUAUCCUUACAGGAUUGUCUAAUAAAAACUGAUAGAAACUGGAAAUCAUGCCAAAAGGAGGUUCAAGCUCUGAAGGCAUGCAACGAAAAGAAGCGUGGGAAGUAACAAUCGUGUUGCGGCGGAGUAGAUUGUUGAUAGAAGCAGCAAUGCACAUUGGCUUGCUGUUUGAGGACCUCAAGCUUGUCAAAAAAAAAAAAACUAUGAUGCUGAGCAAGACUUUCGGGCAUGAUGGUUCUAUUGGAAUGAACGGCAGUAAUCUGCUCUUGUAAUUUGGGAAAGGUGGCAUACUUAGCUCGCAGUUGGACAGUGUUACAUCUACCCGGUGGGUAGUUAACCCACUAGAAAUAGAGAAUCAAAAAAUUGUUAAAAUUGAUGAGUUGGAUUUUACUAUUUAUUUAAUCCUAUCUCUAGUAGGUUGUUGACCCAUUGGGUAGAUAGAGUUUUUUUCCUCGCGGUUUAGGUAGAGUAAUAUCUUACAAUAUAUGAAAAGUUAUUGUGGUAGUACACAUUAAAGGAAAUCAAUUGUAAUUAUUUUUGUGGCUAUAUAUUUCCAAGGUGUUGGUAAAAACUAGACAACACUGAUAGGUUUUAUUUA